UAAAGACAGCCAUAUUGAAGGUGUUGCAACUCGCUAUACAGUCCUACACGCCGCUCUCCCAACUCAUAUUUGAGAACUAGCUUCUAAGGUUACCUUUCAGAAGUGUCAAUCUUUGGGAUGAGUUGCAAACGCAAACAAAAUGACAGAACAUCACCUAGCGAUGUUAAAAAGGAGAAACACUGGCAUGUUAAUAUCAACAACUCUCUUCUGGACGCAUCAACCAAGACUGCAUUGCAGAAAGCGUGGAAGGAACGCACGAGUUGCAGACACGGGUAUGUUGAGUUGGACUGCAAUCCAUUCCCUCACUGUGUGAUUAAUCAGUUCCUCUCCACUGAAGAUUUUGUGUUCAACCUGGAGAAGGAGCUAUCUCAGCUAAACUUCCACAGCAAGAGUAAUGAUCUCUACAAAUUCACACAGUCUGCUGAUUUAAACGACAGGAUGGAGCCAUGUAUCACAGAGUUGAGGUUGGUGUUGUUAGGCCAAUUCCGCACCUGGUUAAGUGAGUUGUUGGAUGUGGAGCUAGAGCCAACUGUGGACAUUUUCUGUGCCAAAUAUCAACACACAGAUGUAUUAUUGUGUCAUGAUGACGAGUUAGAAGGCAGAAGAGUGGCCUUUAUUCUAUACUUGGUACCACCAUGGGAACUUUGUGAUGGUGGAACAUUAGAUCUGUUCUGCACUGAUGAACAUGGGCAGCCACAAUGUGUAGUGAAAUCUCUUGUCCCCAGCCGGAAUACACUGGUAUUCUUUGAAGUAUCUCCCGUGUCAUUUCAUCAGGUUUCAGAAGUCUUGUCAUCCGAAAAGUGCCGUAUGUCCUUGAGUGGCUGGUUUCAUGGACCCUCUCUUCCAAGAUUUCCUCAGUACAUUGAACCUCCUGCCCUUCGUCACAAAUAUACCCCGGGUGAUGAGAAAAUGCUGCAUAAGUGGAUCAAUCAGGAAUACAUGAAAGAUCGUUACCAGAUUCAAGUCCAGCAGGAAUUUCAGGAGAACUCAGAGAUUUGUUUAUCAAACUUUUUACAGAAGGAGAAGUUUCAAGAAGUAAGAGCUGCUCUGCAGUUAGCUGAGAUUCAGUGGCUGACAAAAGGUCCAGCUAACAAGAGGCACUAUGAAUAUGCUGAAUUGUGCUCGCUGCCUCAGUGUGUACAAGAGUGUUGGAAGCUGUUCUCUUCUGAGGAUUUCUACCUGCUGCUGUCUAACCUCAGUGGAUUAAAACUACAUCCACUGGCCAAAGACAAUGACAGUAGUGAUGAUUCAGAAGAUGAUGAGGAAGGAACUGCGAGAAGACAAGAUUGUGAGGACAAGAAAGGACUAAAGAGGAGUACAGAUGGAACCUCGGCAGCCUGUGUAGGUGAAGUAAGGAGAUGGAGACAUGGCUCAUACACCCUACUUCAUGACUCUGAGAGUAGCAGGGAGUUUGGGCUGGACCUGCUUCUCACCCUUGGAUGCUUUGGUAACAUUGCACUUAUGCGCUGGCAGCAGGAUUCGGGGGGUUUCACUUCCUACAUUGCUCAUGGAGAAGAUGAGGAGCUCUUGACAGUGAUUCCUGAGGACAACUCUCUGGCAUUGGUCUACAGGGACACAGAUACUCUGAAGUUUGUCAAAUAUGUUAAUGACAGAAGCUCUUCCCACAACCACCAGGAGCCACCAGGAACGUUUUAUGACUUCUCAUUUGUUUAUUAUGAGUAAAUAUGAUGUUGAAAUAAUGGUUUGAAAUGUUGCUCAUUUCAAGUAUUAAUGGUCAACUAGUGAGGUAUAAAAUGUCUGGACUUUGUACUCGCAAACAUCCUCCAUUCUGUAUCUCCCAUACUGUUUGCCCUUAGUCAAAGCAGAUAUAAAGUUGUUUAAUGUAAUGUAUGUCCAGUUCAAACUGAAGUAGCCAUACUGCAUUUAGUGCUUUGAACUCAGACACCACUUUGCCACAUUGUAAUGUUGUACAUAAAAGCAGUCCCCUAUUCCAUUUA
Molecule: messenger RNA, 1958 nt
Organism: Alosa sapidissima (American shad)
Lineage: Eukaryota; Metazoa; Chordata; Actinopteri; Clupeiformes; Clupeidae
Gene: ogfod1
Product: 2-oxoglutarate and iron-dependent oxygenase domain containing 1
Exons: 13
Coding region: 118-1683 (521 amino acids)
Biological process (GO): peptidyl-proline hydroxylation; regulation of translational termination
Cellular component (GO): cytoplasm
Molecular function (GO): iron ion binding; peptidyl-proline dioxygenase activity; L-ascorbic acid binding
Source: RefSeq, a predicted model, not a curated record